AGCAUUCUAAAUGCAAUGGCAGCAAAUUUUCAGAGUAAUCUUAAUUUCAGAAUACAGUUACCAGUUAAUGCCACUUUGGCCAAUGUUUCUGAUGAAAAUUUUAUGCGGAAUUAUAUGGAAGCAGUAACUCACACUGCAUCUACUACAUUUUUAGUUGGGAUUAUUCAGCUACUUUUGGCCCUCAUUGGCUUGGGAUUUGUCACAACAUAUGUUUCAGAGAGUCUCAUGAAUGCUUACCUUACAGCAGCAGCAUUACAUGUGAUUAUAUCACAGUUCUCUUUCAUCUUUGGAAUUGUAAUUGAUUUUCAUUCAGGCCCAUUGUCAUUUUUUUAUAAUUUGGUAUACUACUGCAUGGGUCUCCCUAAAGCAAAUUCCACCAGUAUCUUGCUGUUUUUGCUUUCGUUACUAUUGCUGAGGGUCAGCAAAUGCAUUAAAAUAACUUAUAAACACUAUCCUGUUGAGUUUCCAAUGGAGCUUUUUUUGAUUAUUGUAUUUACAAUGCUUUCUACCCAAACUCGUCUACAUGCUGAAUCUAGUCAGGGAGUUUUUACAAUGACUCCCCACAAGUUUUUGAAUCCUACAUUACCUGAUUUCUCAAAACUGGACAAAAUUAUAUUACAUGCUUCAUCUCUGGCAAUAGUAAGCUAUUUCCUCCUCAUUUUUGUGGGAAAGAAGUAUGCAAGUAUUCACAACUAUCACAUCAGACAUACUCAGCUUGCAGCUCUGAUUGGAAUUUCCUUAAUGCUGGUGACAGGAUUAAAAUUGGGAUAUUACUUGCAGUCCCUUCCAAAUGCUGUUUUGGCUGCUAUUGUACUCGUCAACAUGUUCCCAUUUCUUGAAAAAAUUUUGGACAUCCCUUACCUGUGGGAACAAGAUAAAUAUGAUUUUGGAAUUUGGAUUGUGACCUUUCUAGCUGUCCUUUGCCUUGGUCUGGAUAUUGGGUUAGGAAUUUCUUUGGGAUUUGCCUUUUUUAUAAUAAGUGUCAGAUCUCACAGAAUGAAGAUGGUGAUGUUGGGUCAGAUUCCAAAUACCAAUAUUUAUCGCAGUUUCUCUGACUACAGUGAGGCCAUAGAAAUUCAGGGUGUGAAAAUAUUCCAGUGCUGUGCUUCUAUCUCAUUUGCAAACAUGAAACAUUUCAAAAAGUACAUUUUGAAAAAGAUGAAUAUGAAGGCAGUGCCUCUGGAUGAAAAUGAGAUGCGAGCCUUGAUCUCAGUCAGUAUGUCCAGUGUUAAAGGACAGAGCAAUGACUUAAACUGCGCCUGUAUUUGUGACCCACCUGAGCCGAUACCCAGGAUACCCUAUAGAGAGAAACUUGUAAAGCGAGUUCCUAUUGCUAAUGAAACAUUCUCUGCUUCUUCUUUGGCCUUGGUACGUUGGACAAGAAACCCUUCUGAUGUACAAUACUCCGAAUCUCCACCAAGAGAAAGGCCAUAUAGCUAUGCAAAGAGGAAGGAAGAUCUGGAUAAAAUGUGGUUUUCAUCAGACCGUCGUUUAACAAGGUCUACAACUCAGUUGUAUACACUUGACUCAGAGUAUGCAAUGCAUAGGAUUCACACUAUUGUUUUAGACUUUAGCAUGGUGCACUUUGUUGAUUUACAAGCUUCUUGUUUAUUACGGGAGCUCUGUCAUGUCUUUCAGAACAUUGGAAUCUCAGUCCUGAUAGCUACUUGUCAUCCCACUGUGAUAAAAACUUUUGAAAGGCAUGAUUUCUUUGACCAAUGUGUUACUAAAGCCCGGUUCUUUCCUACUCUGCAUGAUGCAAUACUCUUUGCUGUGGAGCCAAGCCUAUUGGAAGAGAUGGUUCCAGUGGAAACCCAAAAUGCGGCUCCUGAGGACGUGAUGGCAGAAAUGCAAUUAGAUGAUGAACAGGACAUAAGAAGUUACCACUCUGGGAGAAGUAAGCGAUCGGAGAGGACUCAGCAGUCCACAGGAAUCAGAGAUGCCCCCACACCCAAAACUGUUCAAAGUGAAACCUACAUUGAGGAGCCCAUAUCUGAUCUUUUCCGCACAUUUUCUCUCCAGAGUGACCUAGAGGGUAUGUCUCAUCACCCUAUUGAAACAUCUCGCCUUGAGGACAAUGAAGAUGAUCAGGAAUGGGAAGGAAAGUGGAAUUAUUCCAGAGAUAUGUAA
Messenger RNA from Pseudonaja textilis, 2130 nucleotides. The record is from RefSeq and is a predicted model, not a curated record. NCBI's taxonomy places the organism in Eukaryota, Metazoa, Chordata, Lepidosauria, Squamata, Elapidae.